Molecule: messenger RNA, 1161 nt
Organism: Musa acuminata AAA Group (dessert banana)
Lineage: Eukaryota; Viridiplantae; Streptophyta; Magnoliopsida; Zingiberales; Musaceae
Product: stress-response A/B barrel domain-containing protein UP3-like
Exons: 2
Coding region: 192-851 (219 amino acids)
Source: RefSeq, a predicted model, not a curated record
UUGCCAGUGGAUGGAGGAGCAAGAAAACUAGAGGGAGAUGUCGUGUCUAAGAACCGUCGUCUAUCUCCACUACUCUCCCUCAUCCUCAAAGCCCUCUUCUCCUCUUCCCUUCGUUCCCUAUUCUCAUCUCCCCGUCGCCCCGCCCCGCCGCGACGCUAUCGUUCUCUUCCUCCACCUCCGCCGCCGCUUCCAUGGCCGCCGCCGCCACUAUCGAGCACGUCGUCCUCUUCAAGGUCCGCGACUCCACUGACCCGUCCAAGGUCGACGCCAUGGUCUCCAACCUGCGAUCCCUCGCCUCCCUCGACGUCGUCGCGCACCUCGCCGCCGGCCCCGUGCUCCCGCGCCCCCACCGAUCCGCCACCGGGUUCACGCACCUCCUCCACAGUCGCUACCGCUCCAAGGCCGACCUUGCUGCCUACUCUACCCACCCAACCCAUGCGGCCGUCGUCGAGGAGAACGUCCUCCCCGUUUGCGAGGAUAUCAUGGCCAUGGACUGGGUCGCCGACCUUGACAGCCCGACGGCGGCGCCCCCUGGGUCGGCGAUGCGGCUGACCCUCGCGAAGCCGAAAGAGGGGGCCACGGCGGAGCUAACGGCGACGCUGGCGCAGGUUAAGUUGUCGGCGCCGGCGGCGGUGACGCAGGUGAGCUACGGAGAGAAUUUCUCACCGGCUAGGGCGAAGGGAUACGGCGUGGGACUUCUGGCGGUGUUUCGCGACCUGGAGGAGCUUGAGGCGAUGGAUGCGGGAGAGAAGGACUUGGUGGAGUCGGUGAAGGAGAAGGUGCGGCCGCUUCUGGAGAGUUUCAUUGUUGUUGAUUUCGAGGUGCCACCACCGCCUGCUGCUACCCUUUGAUGGUUCUUCUUCCAAAGAGGUUCUCCAUGGUCAUACCAGGCUUCAGGUGGACUGACUGUAUGUGGAUCAUAUGAUCAAUCCUUGAAUCAUGUGUCUGUGACAAGCCAAACAAUGCUGCAAGUCCAAGAUGGUGAACAAAGUAUCAUUAAUAAGCUAUUUUGAUUUCUUUGCCCAUCUAUUGAGGUGAAUGAAUUAAGUGGAUACAUAAAAACACAAAAAAGUGGUGUCUUAUGCACACUUGUUAGUGCAGGCAAGCUUUUGUAACAUAUCAUGGUAUAUACAAAAGCUUACAUGCUGAAUUUUUCAUUUA